Fibroporia radiculosa is the source of this 510-nucleotide messenger RNA. RefSeq lists its product as uncharacterized. Bases 1 to 510 code for a protein of 169 amino acids. The transcript is spliced from 2 exons. The record is from RefSeq and is a predicted model, not a curated record. NCBI's taxonomy places the organism in Eukaryota, Fungi, Basidiomycota, Agaricomycetes, Polyporales, Fibroporiaceae.
AUGCCGGACCUCACCAUAAUUAACAACCUGAACGAAGACAUUCACGUCGCCUUCUCCAUAUGUGCACCUACGCAUUGGAAGAAUCAUCUCAAACCUAACGAGCGAUGGACGACUCACCUCCCGACUAUGCCUCUGUAUUUUCAAGUGAGGUGGGCGCAGCGCAAGGACGAUGAGCACGGAAUCGUCUACUGGUCUCGCGAGUUUAGUCCCCAGGAGUCUUGGGAUACGGGGGCGACUAUUGGCAUCGCAUGUGCUGCCGGGACUGCGUCCGUGUUGUCGGCUGCAGCAUGCACUCUGACGGGAAUGGGGGCCGUUGGAGGCGUGGUUGCUGCGCCCCUCAUGUCAUUAGCAUGUGCAGGUGGUAACAAUUACGCCGCGAUCGGUUCGGAUUCGAAACUGUACGAGACGAGAGUGUGGGUUCCGUGGUUCGAACACAAGGAAUAUUCGGUCAGAAACGUUGGAGAGGGUCGGUGUGUCCUGUGGGAUGUGAGGGAGAACAAGCAGGUCUGA